Messenger RNA from Mya arenaria, 3768 nucleotides. RefSeq names its product UBX domain-containing protein 4-like. Gene Ontology annotation, molecular function: protein binding. The transcript is spliced from 11 exons. NCBI's taxonomy places the organism in Eukaryota, Metazoa, Mollusca, Bivalvia, Myida, Myidae. Bases 76 to 1431 code for a protein of 451 amino acids. The record is from RefSeq and is a predicted model, not a curated record.
UUGAUAGAGACACGUUAACUUCCUGUUUCGGUUUCUGAUGAUAUAUCACAAAUAGGGAAAACAAUCAAAUUUAAGAUGAAAUGGUUUAAAGGAUCUAUCCCAGAAGCUAUUAAAUUAGCCAAAGAGAAAGGAUUUCUCUUUGUUGUAUACGUACAUGGUGAUGAUGAACUGUCCAGAGAAAUGGAUCUGAGUUGGGAAUCAGAGCCUGUAAGCACAGAAGUGACUGGUAUUGUGGCAAUUCAAAUCAACUCAUCAAGUGAUGACUGCAAACAUUUCUCACAGAUUUACCCUGUAGUAAUUCUGCCAUCGACCUUCUGUAUCGGAGAGAAUGGUGUGCCACUAGAGGUAAUAGGGGGACCUCUGAAGCCAGAGGAUCUGGUUGCCAGAAUUGAUCAGGUCAAAGAGAUGCACACAGCCCAGAAACAGAGCCUCAUGGCUGGUGAAAACAAGCCCGUUACUCCAGGCACCAGUGGUGCAGUGGGAGGAGAAGGGCAGGGAGACGCUGGGGACCAGUCUACGUCCUCACUCCCACAUGAGGCGAAAUUGGAAAGGGCAAAGGAGCUGAUUGAAAAGAAAAGAACCGAAAAGGAACAGAAAGAGUUUGAGAAAAGGCGUGAGGAAGAGAUAAAGCGUCGAAAGCUGGGCCAAGACUUGCAGAAGUUGAAGUCCACACAACAGGAGAUGCAGAUGAAAGAAUUGAAGGACCAGAUGAGAAAAGACAAGGACGAUGAGAAGAAGGCCCGUGACAGAGUCAAACAACAGAUUGCCAGGGACAGGGAGGAGAGAAAUGAAAGGUUCCAGAAGGAGAAGAAAGAGAAAGAAGAGGCCAUGGAAUCAAAGAAACGGGAGAAACUGUUACAACAGCAGGCAGAGGCAGUGGCAGAUGAGGCCAGGAAGAGUGAGACGGCCCGUAUCCAGGUUCGUCUGCCAGAUGGUUCAUCAGUCACAGAGACAUUCGCUUCCUCACAACCACUGAGGGACCUCCACAACAUUGUCUCACAGAGACUGGGAGGGAGUGUAACAUUGAGUCAGACGUACCCCAAGAGGCGGUUUACAGAAGAAGAGAUGGACCAGUCAUUCAUCAGCCUUCAGCUUGCUCCGUCUGCUGUUCUUGUUGCAAUGCCGGGUGGCUACAUCAGCAGUCAAGCCUCCUCCUCGUCUGUUCAGUCAGCAGGAAUUGUCUCCCUUGUCUUCUCUCCUCUACUCUUCGUUUGGAGAUUUCUCUGCUCACUCUUCUAUGGAGGAGGUAGUAAUAGUCAACCAGGGGAAUCAACCAAUCGGCCUUCACAACAGUCACAACCACAGAACACACGAUCGAACAGACCUGCUACUGCACAUCAGAGGCGAGGAAACAUGAGUCGAAUGACUGAUUUGAGGGAUGAUGAUGAUGAUAUGUCCACAUAUAACGGCAAUUCUACACAACAGAUGUGAUAUAUCAAACAGUGGCCAUGUUAUCCAUGUUAUUUAUUUGUUGUGACUGACCCUAGUGGUCACUGGAAUGAUCCCUCUGUGCGAUGCUUUCUGAAGGCCUCCCAUAGUGGACACCAGGACUGGUUUCUAGCCAGAAAAAGGACUCAAAUCAUGAAAUGUGAUAAUAUAAGCUAUAAGCUUUUACCACAAUCAUGCUUAAAUAUAUUUAAUGUUCAAAUUUUGGAAAAUGCAAAGUAUAUGGUGUGUCAUUUUUACAUGCAUAGUGAGUUUGUAUGCAUAUAUUUCCAGUGGCCCUAUAAUUCCUAUUUUUAAGGCUUUUCUAAAAUUUCUAAAAAGUGCAAAACGAUCCAAAAAAGCACUACUUAAUCAUUGACAUUCCUGAUUUUCACUUUUUUCUCAAGGCACAUGUCUGUUCAGAUAGAAGUUCUUGCCUUGAUUAUAUAUCACAGGUAUACAUUUUUAGCUCGACUAUUCGAAGAAUAGGUGGGCUAUACUACUCGCCCCAGCGUCGGCGUCCGCUUAAAGUUUUAGGGCAAGUUGGGAUUUUCACUUUUAAGUCCAAUACCCUACAUUCAAUUGACUUAAUACUUCACACAGAUGUUCAGAGCCAUCACAUAAUGAGGUUAGAUAACUCCAUAUUAUCUUUUAUACAAAGUAUGGCCCCUGAUUGACUAUGGAACCUAGGUUAAAGUUUUAGGGCAGGUUGGGAUAUUGUUUAAUAACUUCUAUACCCUUCAUUCAAUUGACAUAAUACUUCACACAAUUGUUCAGGACCAUCACCCAAUGAGGUUACAUAACUCCAUAUCCUUAAUACAAGUUAUGGCCCCUGAUUGACUUAGGUUAAAGUUUUAGGCAAGUAAAAGUUAAGGGCAAGUUGGGAUUUUAAUAAAAAACUUCUAUACCGUUCAUUAAAUGCACUUAAUAAAAUUCAAAAUUAUUUACGACCAUCUUACAACAAGAAACAUAACUCUGUUUUAAGCCUAAAUACAAAUUAUGGCCCUUUAAUUUUUUUUUUUUUUUUUUAAAUUUUAUUUGAAAGGCAUAUUUGUAUAUUCUUAACCACAUUUUCAUAAUGGGAAAUCAAGUUAUUUGAAUGACUUGCAUCAUUGUUUGGGCUGGCUGGUGGGAGGGCAGCAUCAAAGUCACCUUAUGUAUCGAAUAAUUUUAGUUAGGUUUGACAUAGAGACCAAACUUGGUAUUAUUACAUUGUUAUUGUAUUCUAAGUCAAAGCGGCGUUGUCGAGCGCGCUGUCUUACGACGGCUCUUGUUUGUCUAGUUUUUUUAAAUCAAAGUGAUUUCAUACAGUUUGCAAACAGCUUCAACUUGGCACAAGCUGUGAGUUUUGUACAAUAUUUUGUUUCUUGAGUACACACUUGAAAGCUAAAGCCUGCUGAAGAGUAAUGCACUCUCACACUGACCUACUAGGACCAUGUCUUAUUUAUUCACAGGGAAAUGGUUCCCGGAAAAGCCCUAAUUUUUAAGAAUGGAGUCCUAAAAAUCUGAAAUUUUAACCUUAAAAUUAGUUCUGUCUGAAUUGCUGGAAAAUUAGCCCUAAUUUAUUUUCACAACUGCUGGAAUAUGUGCAUAAUUUUUAUGUUAUUUUAUUAGACUACUUAAACUGUGUAAUUUAAAAAAAAAUAAAAAAAUACUGGUACCUCUAAUAUCCGUUUCACAUUCAUCAUGUCAUUGGCUCUACAAAUUUUAUUUCAUGAACAGGUUAAAAUGACAUCAUAUUUUUCAAUAUAAAUAUUUAAGAAUUUGACCAGAAGAUUAAACCUUAUAAAGAUUUUCUUGUUUGGCAUCAAACAGUUAAGUUUAUUAUCUGGUCAUCAUGUAUUUAAAUUAUAUAAUAGAAUCCUGUUUCUGCUAUCACAACUUGAAAACUCUGAAAUCAAAUAUUGAUUGAUAUUAAAAUGUUUAUAGCCAUUAUUAUUUUGUACCAUUCUUUCAAACACGUUCAUCUCUUUUGCAUUGUGCUUUGCACUUUUUAGUCAUUGAGGUGCUGUUAAUUUUAAUUUCAUUCAUCACUCACCUUAAAAUUCUCAUUUAUAGUUGUUCUGUGGCCUUGUUAUUACUGGAUCUGGGUAAACAUUAUUGCUAGCACAUUUAUUUACCUACAUAAAACUUACAAAAUCAGUUUUUCAACAUUUUUAAAGUUAGUGAACCUGCUUGGUUAAAGAUAUAUCAAAAUACAUGUACUGUUUAAGUACCAUAAAUGUCCUUACUUUACUAAAGCUGUUGUUUAUUGUUAAUGCCUACAUCUGAGAGAAAUAUACAGUCAUGUUGUAAAUUUUUGUUGAUAUUUAUAUACAGAAAAAUAAAUCCAUAGAACUGGAA